Molecule: messenger RNA, 2079 nt
Organism: Sinocyclocheilus rhinocerous
Lineage: Eukaryota; Metazoa; Chordata; Actinopteri; Cypriniformes; Cyprinidae
Product: heat-stable enterotoxin receptor-like
Exons: 16
Coding region: 58-2079 (673 amino acids)
Biological process (GO): protein phosphorylation; intracellular signal transduction; receptor guanylyl cyclase signaling pathway
Cellular component (GO): plasma membrane
Molecular function (GO): ATP binding; protein kinase activity; peptide receptor activity
Source: RefSeq, a predicted model, not a curated record
AUGACUGUGGCAUUAAACCGAGCAGUGUCUUUUUGAAGGACAUUCACUGUGGACGGGAUGCUGGGAUUGUUCUGGUUCUGGUUCGGUUCUGUGCUCUGUGUCUCUGGGUUUGACGUGUUAAGCUGCAGAAACUCCUCGGUCACGUUAAACGUGGUUCUGCUGGAGGAUGAAAAUUCGCCCUGGAGUCUGAAGUUUGUGAAGGAUGCGGUGGAAACGGCUGUUGAAGAGGAAAACAAAAAAAAACCAGUGACCUGUCUGUCUGUCUGUCUGUCUGUCUGUCUGUCUGUCAGUCAGGAGGUCGGUCUGACUCUGACUAUCCCCAUCAUCUCAGCAGGCAGUUUCGGUCUUUCCUGCGACAACAAGGAGAAACUCACCCGGCUGCUUCCUCCGGCACGCAGAAUCUCAGAGUUCUUCGUCCAUUUCUGGCACGCGUAUUUCCCCAAUCUGAAACCUGUGUGGAAGACGGUGUAUAUCUAUAAAAAACUCAACAACACGGAGGAAUGUUUCUGGUACAUCAACGCUCUGGAGGCGCCGUCCGCUCUGUUCGCCUCCAACAUAUCCAGAGAGAUGCUGAGGAGCCAAGAGGACCUGGAAGACAAGCUGAAAGAUCAGAACCGACACAGCAACACUCCUCUCUUUUUCUCUCAGUUGUUGCAUAUCGAUUAUUACAAUCUGACGAAGUUUUACGGGAAGGUGAAGUUCGACUGUGGUGUUUUCGGGGUGUUUGAAUUCUGCGAGAGAGGAUCGCUGCGGUACGUGCUGAAUGAUAAGAUCUCAUAUCCUGACGAGAGUUUUAUGGAUCUGGAGGUUAAGAUCUCUGUCAUGUACGACAUCGCAAAGGGCAUGUCGUACCUGCACUCCAGUAACGUCGGCGUUCACGGCCGGCUGAAAUCCACCAACUGUGUGGUGGACAAUCGCAUGGUGGUGAAGAUCACCGACUUCGGCUGCAACACCAUCCUCACGCCCGGGAAAGACCUGUGGACGGCGCCAGAGCACAUGCGUGUUCAGGGUAUUUCUCAGAAGGGUGACAUCUAUAGUUUUGCCAUCAUCUCGCAGGAGAUCAUCCUCAGGAAGAGCCCAUUUCACACCCGCUGCUGCUCCAAUACGGCAGAGAAACUCUAUCGUGUUCAGUAUCCGCGGGGGCCGAACGUCUUCCGACCCGAUCGGAGUUUCGAGUCCGUCGGAGAGACUGAAGCAGAGCUGUUCGUGCUUAUCAAGAGCUGCUGGGAGGAGGAUCCAGAGAAGCGUCCGGACUUCAAGCGUAUCGAGGGCGCUCUGGGGAAGAUCUUCAGUAACCUUCACAACGAGGCCAACGCCAGCUACAUGGACAACCUGAUCCGCCGGCUGCAGAUGUACUCGAGGAACCUGGAGCACCUGGUGGAGGAGAGAACGGCUCUGUGUAAGGCCGAGAGAGACCGAGCCGACCAGCUCAACUUCAUGCUGCUGCCGGGGCCGGUGGUGGAGACCAUCGGUGACGCGUACAUGGUCGCGUCUGGUCUGCCAAGACGCAGCGGGAACAGGCAUGCCGUGGACAUUUGUCUCAUGGCUUUGGACAUCCUGGAGUUCAUGGGGACGUACCAACUGAGACACCUACCGGGAAUCCCACUGUGGAUCCGUAUUGGGAUCCAUUCAGGUCCGUGUGCGGCUGGUGUGGUGGGUAAUAAGAUGCCACGUUACUGUCUGUUUGGUGAUAUGGUCAAUACAGCGUCACGUAUGGAGUCUACAGGCCUGCCUCUGAGGAUUCACGUGAGCGACUCGACCAUCAAGAUCCUGCAUCGAACCGACUGUCAGUUUGAGUGCGAGCGCCGAGGAGAAACAUACCUGAAGGGUAAAGGGAAGGAGAUGACGUACUGGUUGACUGGGGUCACCGGACAGAAAUACAACCUGCCGGCACCACCAACAGCGGAGAAUUUCCAGCGUCUGCAGCAGGAUCUGGCCGAGAGGAUCGUCUCCACGCUGGACAAACGCGGGAACGAGUGGCGCAAAACUCUCUCCACACGCCAGCGACGAACACAGAGACACAGCAGUGACAGGCAGCCCGAAUACCUGCACCUGACCGACCCAACAACAUACCUGUAG